Messenger RNA from Amorphotheca resinae ATCC 22711, 2218 nucleotides. RefSeq lists its product as hypothetical. The transcript is spliced from 3 exons. Bases 470 to 2218 code for a protein of 582 amino acids. Lineage: Eukaryota; Fungi; Ascomycota; Leotiomycetes; Helotiales; Amorphothecaceae. The record is from RefSeq and is a predicted model, not a curated record.
CGUGAAUUUGGCGAGCAGUCCAAGAAGUUUGGCAUUGGAAACCAGUUCAAGCAGAAGGUAAGCAUCACCGCUUCCUGCUCUGCUGGCGGUGUGGCAAAUACGGUGCAAUGACUGGGGGUACUGAAUGAUUGCAGCACACGUCUUUGGGAGUCUGAGAUCCCGAAACAGAACCAAAUACAUCGGCCGGGUAUAGAUUGAGACCCUGAGCCGGUUUUCUCUCAUACAGUAUCAUAUCCUUUUCCUCCAAUAGCACAGAGAAUUUUGAGCCCCCGCUUCGAUUUGGCUCCCAGUUGCCAUAACCUGACCGCCUGCACAUCAUCUGUUGUUUGAAUCACUAUUGCAUAACAACCGCAGACGGCGAAGGGUGCAGGCAUCUGGCUUCUGAAGUACAUCUGGCGUUCGACCUAGAAGCAGAACAUCGCGAACCUACAUCUUCACUGAGACAGCACAGCGGUGAGGCGCUACCACAAUGCUUAUCAACGCACGACCCCGAAUUGUCUCGAACGGCUUCGAAACCUUUGUCCCUACCCACAGAGCGGAAUCAUUGCAUCAAAGUCUUGUUGAAAUGACGAGCAAUAACGUAAACGCUUGGAGUAUCUUCAGGCCCGUGGCCUCAUCGACCGACGGUUGGGAUCAACAUCUCGAUGACUUCAGUAACGAGAACUUUCCCCUUCACACGCUAUACGCUGGAUACUACCAAGACACAACUUCUAUUAAUCAGGGCCUGUCGAUCAAUCUGCCAAAGGCUUCUCCAUAUGCUGGGGUGCAUCAGAGUCAAUGCCAGCCUUAUAAGAGACCUUCAACUUCGCACCCGACCUAUCAAGAGCCCGUCUCAGAGAUGAAUUGCUUCGAAAAUCAAAGUCCAAUGCUUGGGAAUGACUAUUCCCAAUGGAAUCUGGGACGCAGAAAUGGCAGCUUUGCGGAAUUUUUAAACACGCGAAAUGGGCUGAGGAACUUCUCUUACCAUACGUCGAAUGAAGCCAACUUCACUCCAUUCCCAUCAGUCACGAAUCUAGCGCAACAACAGAUAUCUUACCAAGAUACCUCAGGGGUUAGUGAUAUUUUGAAAAAUGAAAGGACCAGCCCAAGUACAGUAUAUAGUAACUAUUCAUCAUCCAGCACAUCCGUCAACCCUGGGUCUUUGGUCUGCCCGGUCCCGAAUGUUCAGGAUACCCAUAUGAAAGACACCUGGUGGCCAGAGGACCAGCAUCAAGGGGUUCAUGGAACAUUUACAUCGCAUGACGGUCUGCCGAAGAACUACAAUCAGCAGCAACGUCAGGAAUGGAAUGAGACGUGGAACAUUACAGAUGAAUCAACAAGCAACUGGACAUCUCGAUCGGCCGCACCAAUCACUGUUUCACCGAAGGCAUUGACUUUGAACGUUGCGUCCACCCCAUUAUCUUCCUCGGGGUCGAGUCAAGGUGUUGCACUGUCAUUAUCCGAUUCGAGCACGGGUCUCGGUUCUGGAGAUGACAACUCAGACUUCUCAGGGCCCGAGACGUUGUGGGUCGUGGAAAGGCACGCACCACGUCGACCUCGGCAUAUACUCCCUAAUUCUAGCCCUACGUCUCAAAGAAGGGUGCCGGUCGUACCUAGUAACGACUUCGCGGCUAGCAGGACAACUAAAAGGCGGUUAACGAAGGCCAAAUCUGGGGGCCAUAUUGACAGCAGAUCUGAUCAGCCAUCCUGCGCCACGCUGUCAAAGAACAAGGCAUUACCAUCCCAGGAAAUUGAAUUGGUUCCUCAGAAGUUAUCGGCGCCCAAAAGGAUCGAGCCAAAGCCCGUUGAUUCCAGUGUCCGACAACCAUGUACCACCGAAUCGCCGCAAGCGGCUCAGUCAGCUGCAACGAUACAGGCAAUGCACCAUCGAGAUGCCAAAGAUGACUUCCUAGUCAGAUCAAAGCUAGCUGGAAUGUCAUACAAAGACAUCCGCCGACAGGGAAAAUUCACCGAGGCAGAGUCGACGCUGAGAGGUCGUUUCCGAACCCUGACAAAACAUAAGACAGCACGAGUGAGGAAACCAGAGUGGGAUGACAAUGAUAUUCGACUCCUGAGAAAGGCUGUCCGGAAGCUGGCCAGCGGUUCGGAUCCAACGAAAUCCAGAGUUCCCUGGAAACAGGUCGCUGAAUAUAUAGCCAAUAAUGGAGGAUCGUACCACUUUGGCAAUGCAACUUGUCGAAAGCGUUGGGAUGAACUUCAACGACAAUCUGAGUCCUAA